This is a messenger RNA of Styela clava, 2149 nucleotides long. RefSeq lists its product as uncharacterized. NCBI's taxonomy places the organism in Eukaryota, Metazoa, Chordata, Ascidiacea, Stolidobranchia, Styelidae. The record is from RefSeq and is a predicted model, not a curated record.
UUUUUGUUUCAGAUAUUACUAAACUAACGUCACAGAACUAAGAGUUAAUUAUCUACAAAAGCGAGGGAAAACAUCGAAACUCUUACGCAAACGAAACGAUAUAAAAAGCGCGGGAGAAUGAAUCACCUUCUAAAUAUACUUCUGGUUGUGUCACUUGUUCGAGCAUCGCCUUCACCUCAGGUUGUCGGGAUCAAAAAUAUUCCAAGGCCGCCAACCCCGCAGCCGAAAUUUCCUAUCGAUCCGCCUAAGUCGAUAAACAUGGUGGCGAGAAAUGGUUUGAUAACGAGUGCCGAUUCCCAUGUAUGGAAUUCAAUCAUAUCGAGACUUCUACAGUUGAGACGUGGAGUAAAAAUAAGAAACGUUAUUUCGAUUAAAUUUGACGACACUCCCCCUCCACCCCCCAGCACUACACGAGCAACAACAACAACAACAGCCAGAGUCGGAAGUGGGGCCAGAUUUCUAGGCUUCAGACAAGCUAUACCCCCACCCGGCCUUGAUUCAGCCAUUUCUAAACGUCCUAGUUCGACCCCAACAGCUCGAGCACUGAUCUCAUCGCAGAAGAUUCCUAUCACUGGUGACAUAGGAGCUUGCAGCACAAUUGUAAAAUCAGCCGAACGAAUCAACGAAGGAUAUUUAUAUUUUCCAAGAGGAAGUGCGAAUCGCAAAGUAACUCUGUAUCAAGCACUUGCCACGAGGGACAUAGAGUGCAGAUUCUCGAACCCUCCUCAAGGGUCUGGCAACGAGGAAUGUGUGGUGGUUGGCUAUCCGCAUGGUGCAUGGGUGAGAGCAACACAGGCUGACAUGGCCCAUCAUAACAGAGAAAAUUGUUUUGCGAUUGCUAACUCAUCGGACAUGCAGUGUUGGGACUAUAUUAUUGUACCUGGAUAUUGCGUACUGAAGAAAAAUAGAUAAAAAAUUCGUAACUGCGAUCGCCUAAAUUAUCAUCGGUAAUGACUUAUAACGCGAAUACGGGUUUAUGGGUUAAGGUAGAAGUAAUUUCCAUGAGCAAUAUAACGAACCGACAUCGUGAAUUUGUAUAAAAUAUUGUCAAUUAUUUUUCUAAAUCAGAGUGAUAUCAGACACAAGCAGAUGCUUACAUGGUCGCUUAUAAAAAAAAUUCGCUCCAAUUUAUAUAUUUUUUUGAAAAAGUUAUUUUCAUUUGACCUAUUGGCUCAUAAAACCAAUCCUAUUAGCUUCAUUGUGAUAUAUGAAUCGGGUAUCGGCCUCCGAUACUUGGUCCUCCUCGUCAAGUCCAAACUUAUUACAACCGCCUUAUUUGGAGAGAAUAUUUAGGAAAAUAUCUCAAAAUUGGUAUUUUUAAAAACUUGUAUUUAUCCAAUAUUACGUGUUUAUUUGACGCGGUAAUAAGUUGAACAAAGUUUAAAUAAAAAUAUCCCAUUUGACAUUGACUAUUUAUACCUAUUGCGGGAAACUCCCCUCCUCAGCAGCUUUCGCCACAACCACGCCACACUGGCACAUAUAUAGCAUUAAUGCAUCUUUUAUUUUCAAACAUAACUUAUUAUACGUACUAUCUGCACAGUUAUUAUCUUUAUUUAUUUCUUAUUUACCCAGAGUUAAUUACCACUGUACUAUAUUCAUGUGUUAAUUAGUGCGAACGCUUAAUUUUUACGGUCUUAUGAGAUCUUAUCUAUGAGUUUCCAAAAAAUGUUUUGCAAUGAAUACUCGUUGUAACAAAUCCCCGUGAGUAUUAUAAUAUUAAUUCGAAUACCGAAUAUCAAGUGUGCCUGAAUUUAUCAAAAUUGUAUACUGCAUGACAUCCUAUUUGAAAUCAUACAAAAAACAAUUUCUCGUCUUCAAAUUGUUUCAUCAAUUUGGUGAAUAUAUUUUAAUCGUCGUGACUUUUUGAACAAACCAACAAAUUUUGAAAUGAAAAUAACUUGAAGUUUUUUUGGAACAAAAAAUUAGCCUAUUAAACAAUAGAAAUUACGAAUGUGUUAGGAGAGCAAAAAUGCGAAAGCAUUUUAUAAAUAAAAUAUGUUCCCGAUUAUUAAACAGUUUACCACUAUAACAGAAUUUAUAUUUUAUUUGUAUCAAAUUGUUAAAUAUAUUGAAUAUUAUGGGCUAUAUUUAUUAUUUAUAAUCGGAAUAUUUUUCAUCUUUGUGAACUCAACGUUGCAUUUUUUAAUAA